Entamoeba histolytica HM-1:IMSS is the source of this 360-nucleotide messenger RNA. Its product is annotated as Dr1-associated corepressor, putative. The transcript has a single exon. Gene Ontology annotation, biological process: transcription by RNA polymerase II; positive regulation of transcription by RNA polymerase II; negative regulation of transcription by RNA polymerase II. The record is from RefSeq and is a predicted model, not a curated record. NCBI's taxonomy places the organism in Eukaryota, Evosea, Mastigamoebida, Endamoebidae. Gene Ontology annotation, molecular function: core promoter sequence-specific DNA binding; transcription coactivator activity; transcription corepressor activity. The coding region runs from base 1 to 360 and encodes 119 amino acids. Gene Ontology annotation, cellular component: negative cofactor 2 complex; nucleus.
AUGAAAAGAAAUACUGCUACAUUAUUACCUGCUGCUCGAGUUAAACGUAUUAUGCAAGAAGAUGAAGAUGUUGGAAAAAUGUCAGGGAAUGUACCGAUGGUUAUUGCCCGUGCAACUGAAUUGUUUUUAGUAGAUCUUAUUAAAAAAACAAAUACUGUUGCGGAAGAAAAGAAGUCGAAAAGUGUUAAUUUAUCACACUUACAUGAGUGUGUAAAAAAUACUCCUGUUUUUGAUUUUUUAAUAGAAUUGAUUGAGGCUAAAAUGGCUGAAAAUCCACCAGAAGAACGUAAACGUUCAAAAAAAGAUUCAGGUGAUGAGGGGAUUACCUCAUCAAAGAAACGAAAACUGGAAGAAGAUUAA